Nanorana parkeri is the source of this 2197-nucleotide messenger RNA. It is a transcript of the gene DMPK, whose product is annotated as dystrophia myotonica protein kinase. The transcript has 16 exons. Gene Ontology annotation, biological process: actomyosin structure organization; peptidyl-threonine phosphorylation. The record is from RefSeq and is a predicted model, not a curated record. Gene Ontology annotation, molecular function: ATP binding; protein serine/threonine kinase activity. Gene Ontology annotation, cellular component: cytoskeleton; cytoplasm. NCBI's taxonomy places the organism in Eukaryota, Metazoa, Chordata, Amphibia, Anura, Dicroglossidae. Bases 163 to 1917 code for a protein of 584 amino acids.
CUGACAAUGAGGAUUGCCUAGUAAAGGGAUAAAGUGGGAGAGAGGACUUGUUAGUCACGAAAAGCAAGGAUAAGGAGAGAAGAGACUUCAUGGGCGAGCAAUGAUCCCUCGGCAAAUGUGACAUGGGCGGGUGGCCUUGCCAUUGAACCUCGGUAAUAAAGGAUGGAGCAUACACUGCUGAUGCCAGCACUCCUAAAUCUGGAUGCUCUACUGGACCUGGUCAUCUGUGUUUGCCAUGAAUUGGCCACCUCUCCACUGGCCCAUGAGACGUACAUUGCGGAUUUUCUGCACUGGGCGGAGCCAUUCGUGCAGAACAUACGGGCACAGAGGAUGAAGAGAAGAGAUUUUGACAUCAUCAAGGUGAUUGGACGUGGAGCAUUCAGUGAGGUUGCAGUUGUGCGGAUGAGAAGUAACUCUCAAGUCUAUGCCAUGAAGAUAAUGAACAAGUGGGACCUUCUGAAACGAGUAGAUGUUGCCUGUUAUAGAGAAGAAAGAGACGUUUUGGUGAAUGGAGACAGCAGGUGGAUAACACAGUUGCACUUUGCGUUUCAGGAUGACAAUUACCUUUACCUUGUGAUGGAUUACUAUGUGGGAGGUGACCUGUUGUCCCUUCUCAGUAAGUUCCCAGAUGGAUUCCCUUUCCACAUGGCGAUCUUUUACCUUGCUGAGAUGAUAAUGGCUGUCAAUUCUGUCCAUUCUCUAGGCUACAUACACAGGGAUAUCAAGCCAGACAAUAUGCUUUUAAACCGAGCAGGUCACAUCCAUCUUGGGGACUUUGGUUCAUGUUUAAAACUCCGGGACGAUGGCACAGUGUCCUGUUCUGUUGCAGUGGGGACCCCUGACUACCUGUCCCCUGAAAUCCUUCUUGCCCUUGAAAACCAUAGUUUAUCAUAUGGUGUGGAAUGCGAUUGGUGGUCAAUAGGGGCUUGUGCUUACGAAAUGUUCUUUGGGCACCCUCCCUUUUAUGCUGAAUCUGUGGUGGAAACCUAUGGAAAAAUCCUUCACUAUAAAGAGCACUUUAAUUUUCCCUCCUCAGCAAGUGGGACGCCACCUGAGGCUUUAGACUUCAUCUCAUCUCUCAUCUGUGAGCGGGAAAACCGUCUGGGUAUUGGUGGACUCCAUGAUUUUCACUUACACCCACUUUUUGAUGACAUUGAAUGGGAGAGUCUGAGGGACUGCAUACCACCUUUUGUUCCUGAGUCAGUGGGAGCUACAGAUACCUCCAAUUUUGAUGUUGUAGAAGAUCAGCUUUCAGAAAUGGUCCGCGGUGGAGGAGAGACAAUCUCAGAUGUUGGGGACAGCUCCCCUCUGGGAGUCAACCUCCCAUUUGUUGGCUACUCGUAUACAUUCAGGGAGGACGGCAGGGAACACGUUUGGGGAAACAUGAAAAACAUCUGUGAAUGUAAAUCAGAAUCAACAUCAGACCAUCACAAAAUGAGCCAUAGAGACGACUUGGACUCUCAUCUGGACCCCUCACUACUGUCUGAUCUGCGUAAUGCUCUGCAAAGUGAGAUUGAUGCUCGUGAGGCUUUGACCACUGAAAUCAACCUUCUUCAAACAGCCAAUCAGUGCCUGGCCAGUCGUCUUUAUGAAGCUGACCAGCUGAACUCUGAACUUCAGAGUAAAAUACGCUCAUUAGAGCAGCAACUAAGAGACAGAGAGGUAGAAGAGGACGAAGAGAGAGAAAAAGUUUUCCUUCCCCGAAGAUGUGAAACCUGCAACCAGAACUCUGAACCUACCUCUAGGAUUAGACAACUAGAUAGCUGUAUACCUUCCUAUUGCCACCCCUUAGUGACACCAGUUCACCGCCACAUGCUGCUCUUCUCGCGGGUACCUAGACCAAACUCGUCCUGGAUGGGAUACCUCUGGCACCUCUGGACCUGGCCCUUGACGUGGAUGAUGCCUCCUCCGCACUGAGUGACAUCUUUUAGAUUUCAGUUUCAGAGGCAGAACAUUAAAGGUUUACAUGUCUUGAGCAAUAUGGUAGCUGAAUAUCACAGUCCCGACACAGAUAUUGCUCUGUAGACAAUUCAGUGUGCUUACACUCUGAAUCAGUUUUUUUUUUUUCUCACAAAUGUCUUAAAAGAGUCUGACACGGGAAUGUUUGAUGCUGCAGUAUUCUGUGUUUCGUGAUGUGAGUUUUUAGGUAGUAUGAAUAAAAUUAACAUAUGCCUUGAUUGAAGUGGCCAAGUGCCUG